AUGUUUUUUAUACGUAUCGCAUUUUCUUCAAUAAAUAUUACUGUUGUUGCAGCCACCGCUGUGAAUUAUCUUGCAGUUGUGGCUAUGAAGACCAAGAAAGUUAGUCCCGCCUGGUUCAUGUUUUCAGUGUUGUUAUUGUUCAUGUGUUUGUCUCUAGAAACCCAAGUCUGCUUUGCAGUUGAUACCAUCUCCAGAAACCAAUCUCUUUCUGGUUGUAAAACCAUUGAUUCAGCUGGCGGAGUCUUCCAGCUUGGUUUCUUCAGACCAGGAAUGUCUUCCAACUAUUAUAUAGAGAUGUGGUUCAAAAAAGUGUCCCAGCUCACUACAGUUUGGGUUGCAAACAAAGAUAAACCUAUCCAUGAUAUAUAUUUAUCGGUUUUGAAAAUCUCUGAUGGUAACUUAGUUCUGUUCAAUGAGUCUCAAGUGCCAAUUUGGUCUACAAAUGUUAGCCCAGGCUCAGGCUUAGCCAUCUCAAGUUCUGUAGUUGUAGUUCUUUUAGAUGAUGGGAAUCUUGUUUUGAAAGACGAUCUAAAUUCAUCGACAAUAUUGUGCUUUGGAAUGAUGCUUUUGGAACUUGUAUCAAGAAGGAGAAACUGCCAACACACAAUUGAUGAAGAAGGUACAUUCUUUCCAGUUUGGGUUGCUAGACAAUUGAUUGAACGCACGGAUCUCCUCAAACUCUUAGAUAGCAGACUGAAUGGAGAUGGCCAAUUUAGAACUCUCAAGAACAUGUAA
Gossypium raimondii (Peruvian cotton) is the source of this 735-nucleotide messenger RNA. Its product is annotated as G-type lectin S-receptor-like serine/threonine-protein kinase At2g19130. Lineage: Eukaryota; Viridiplantae; Streptophyta; Magnoliopsida; Malvales; Malvaceae. The record is from RefSeq and is a predicted model, not a curated record. The transcript is spliced from 2 exons. The coding region runs from base 1 to 735 and encodes 244 amino acids.